Drosophila ananassae is the source of this 5016-nucleotide messenger RNA. It is a transcript of the gene MED17, whose product is annotated as mediator of RNA polymerase II transcription subunit 17. Gene Ontology annotation, biological process: regulation of transcription by RNA polymerase II. The transcript is spliced from 3 exons. Bases 81 to 2009 code for a protein of 642 amino acids. The record is from RefSeq and is a predicted model, not a curated record. Gene Ontology annotation, molecular function: transcription coregulator activity. NCBI's taxonomy places the organism in Eukaryota, Metazoa, Arthropoda, Insecta, Diptera, Drosophilidae. Gene Ontology annotation, cellular component: mediator complex; core mediator complex.
AUAUCGUCCUAAAACAUUUUGCAACACUACCUCUGCGUUUGCGUUUUUGCAAAUGUUUUCCGGCGGAAAACCAAACAAACAUGUCCAAUUCCGUGAAUAUAUCUGUGGAAACCACCUGCGAGAAUCAGAUUCGUGAGAUAGGCUACGAUGGCACCGAGCUAUACCAACCGCCGCCUACUUUGUCGGAGAGUUUAGCGAAAUGUGCAGCUCGCAUAGACUUUAGCAAGACGUCGCUGGACGACCUGAAGAAGGAGGAGAAAUCAGCAGCAGCGGCAGCUGAAGAGGAAAAAGAUGCAACACAGUUUCAGGAAAGCCUCUGGCCUUGGGACGCUGUACGGAACAAACUUAAGGAUGCCCUUACCGAGAUCUGUGUGCUUUCCGACGUCAUAUCAAUUGCCAAGGACAAGAGGUAUCUGGUUCUGGACCCCCUUCUGGAAGAGGGAGAUGAUACCAAGCCAAUAGUUCAGGUCUACAGCCGCAAGAAGGCCAUCUCCCAGGCGGCCCAGGUUCUUCUCGGAGGUGCUGAACGUCUGCGCAAUGCCCACAGCGAGCAGCGUAACCGCAAUGUUUCCGAUUUCCACAUAGAAUUGUUGCGAUUGCGUCAAAACUGGCGCCUGAAAAAGGUCUCCAACGCUAUCAUUGGGGAUCUAAGUUACCGGACGGCUGGCUCUAAGUUCGGCAUGAGUGGUACCUUUGAAGUGACCAAGGCAGAAGAGACCUCCGACGAUGACACCGCUAGCAGCUCCUCCAACGCAUCCGGUGCCGCUGCCAAUAAUGGAAUGCCUAUAAAGGCCAGCUCUGCCUUACGCGUUAUUGUUCCCUCUGAACUACAGGGCGUUGCUUACAUUAAAGUUAUUACACAGAAAGAUCAAGAAGAUCUGUGCAUCGCCCAGGUGAACCUAAUGGGUCACGGGCCGAAUAUACCGGCCCAGGUGGGUGUUUGGCAGAAGACCCUUGAGUUCGCUCAAAAUGUUCUCUUCUGCAAAGAACUCUUUGCCCAGUUGGCGCGCGAGGCCAUCCAACUGCAGGCACCCAUUCCUCAUGUGGUGAUUGGAAACCAGAUCAGGGCCACCUUGCUGCCCAAUAUACAAUUAAUAAUAUCGCUCUGUCACUCUACCACCUUCGACUCAAACCAACCGGCGCCGAUUAACGAUCAUGACCAUGUUUUGGAGCAUUCCUUGCAUCAACUUUUGCGUGAGGUUCACUACAAAAACUCCCACCAUCCUUUCCCGCACCCGGCAAGUGCACCUCUGGGGCCAUCAAAGAAGCGUAUGCUGGCGGGUCCGACAGCUGCGGACCGGGAAACGCUGCUGGAGAUGACCAAGACCCAAACGAUAUUGGAACAAAUCAUUGCCCAAGCACAGCACAUUUUUAUGCGCAAAAGAACACAGUAUGUGCUGGACACACUAGCGAGGGAUGUAAAGGAUCCACAAAUAGUUUCGCAUUGGAACGCCAUGAACAGUCCAACGAUGUCUUGUGUUAAGAUCAACAUUGUAACGCACGGAUACGAUGCUAUCGGUCGCACCUCACUGGUGAUCCACGUCAAGGAGCGGUCGCUUAAAUGCAUCUGUCGGGAUGGGCGCGUCAUGCGAUUAUCGUAUGAGCCGCAGGAAUUACGGGAUCUCAUUCUCUGCCAGAUCAACUCCCACCAGAUUUCCUGCCUCAUUAGUCUGGCGCGGUGUAUGGCUUGGACGGUGCUGUCCAACAGCAAUCACUUGGGCAUUGGAAAGGUGGAACCGCUUGGAAACGCCAGUUCCUGCCUGUUGGCCUCUCCAAAUAGUGAUCGCAUGAUCGCCGUUCAGAUUCGGUGCGAUCCCCAGAUCGAUGUUAAAGUAUAUAUUGCGAAGAGUCCACGACAAGACUUCUUCCCCAGUCCUCUGGUCCCAGAAAAGUUGUGGGAAAAUCUGGGAGGAAAUUUCAAGGAGGUGCGGUUCGACAAGAUCGAGGGCAAGAGUUUCCUCAACAAAAUGGAAUUUUUGAUGGCCUCACUGACGAGCAGUUCGGCCUGAAAAGUUUUCUACUUUCAGCAUCCAAUAGAUUGUAAAUCGUUUUAGCAUUCUAGUUUAAGCAUUAUUUAAUACAAAGUGUCGUAAAUUAGCUCUACUGAAAAAAUGUGUUGAUACAGAUUUCUUUUGAUAGAAAUUUAUUUGGACAAAGAGAAGAUUUUCUUUUAUGAUUCAUCGCAUAAGACUGUAGCUCACAUUGUUUUUCCAAAGCCUGGGCUGAUAGUUUAAUGAUUCCGGAGACAUAUUCCGCUGCUGCAUGACGGUAAAGGUGUCUUCCAGGCUAACCACAUUGGCGCGAUUGGUGCUCUGCAUGAGAAGGAUCAAGGAACAUCUUAUAAAUUUCAUCACCCAUCUGAAACUCACCCAUCGUUCCAAGUCACAGAAACUAAUGUUGUAGUUCUGACUACGUGGCUGCAAGGACAUCACCUCUGAGUGUGCAGAAGGCGGUGGUGCUUGGCGCAGGUAGAGACCGCGAUUGGUGGAAAAGAGGACGGGCACUCGCUUGGCCGGCGCAGAGCCAGCUCCCGUUCCGGCGCCCAGAACCUGUCGGUAGAUCGGGCAAUGGCUAACCGUGGCUAUGGGCAUGUCCUGGGGCUGCCCCUCGCCAGAUACGCCUCCCACCGUACGCAUUAUGCCCAUGCAAGCGUGGAAACAGGACGCCACUUUGCCGCAUUUAUGUGUCGAAGGAUUUUACUCGAUUUCCUGAUCUCUGCCGCAACCCAAGAGUUUAUUAAAGUGGAUGUGCAUCUUCCCUUGCCAGUAUUGAUUUUGUGCACUGCUGGCCACGACACUGGUCACUGUCCGUUUGCCUGGCGAUUGUCCAGUGUGUAAUUAACCCCACAAUUUGUAUGGCCACAUCGAGCGACCGGUUGCCCAGACGACCGUCCAUGACCAUUCAUUAGCCAUGUGCGUGUGCCGGGCCAAUUGUCUCGGCCAGAAGUAUAGAAUCAAAACGAGGUAGCCGGCCUCACACGCGCUGGCUGCCAAAUUGUUCAAUUAAUGUCGGCGGUGAAAAAAAAACAAAUCUUUUUGAUGUAUAGCAUUGGGAGAUCGGAUCAGGGGGUUUCUCCAUGACCUCAGGUGCAGAUUUCCAUAGGAUUUUCUUUCCGAUUUCGAAAGCAGGAAGGAACCACAAUAUCCUUAAAAAAACACAGAUUUUCUCUUUUUUUACUUUUUACAAAUAUUGUUUUAAAACUUUAUUUCAUUUUAUAUUAUAUUGGUUUUUUUUUUUCCUUUUUGUGUACUUGUAAAUUGUAUAAUUAACACUAAAAUACUUAUUUAAACAUAUUUCCAUAUUCAAUCGGUUUUUUAUUCAUUCAUUUUUUUUUUGUUUUUUUUUUUUUUUUUUAAUUUUUACGUGUUACUUUUUGCAAUUUUUUUUUUUGUUUUGUUAUUUGUUUGGGCGAUUCAUACUUUUGUUUACUUAAUUCCAUUAUACAUAGAUUUUGUUGUGGUUUAUAUAGAUCCAGCAAUUGAAACGCUCAAACCGAAAGCGUUAGUAAAUAAAUUUAACUUAGUCGCUAUUUAAGUGUUUCGCUUGACGCAUCGUUGAUGCAUUCAUCCAUACUAUAAUUUAGGUUUAAUUCAUGCAGCACAUAUUUAUCCACUCUCCUCCUCCUACAUAUUUUAAAUUCCGACACAUUAAACAUAUACAAUAUUUAAAAUAGAUUUCUUCCAUUUGUAUCAUUUUUUUUUUCUUUUUAAUUAUUUUAUCAAUUGGUUGUAUGGAUGUGUGUGUGUGUGUGUUGUAUAUUAAAGAAAUUUAAUUCAUUUCUUUAUUCAUAUUCCUUUUGAUUUGUUUAUGUUUCUGGGCUUAUAAAUUAGCUUCGAAUCUAAUGCUAAUAUACGGUAGGCUCUCACAACGAAAGCCAAACGUGCUGUAUCUUCGGGAUCGGGAAAAGGAUGAAAGCACGGACAUAUACAAUGUAAAUAUUUAUAUUAAAUAUUCUAUGCACUUUAUAGACUUUUGUUUGUACAGCAUUUAUCAUUUUCAUAACUGUGAUAUUUUGAAGUAAACUUGUAAUUAGGUUAUGUUUCUACAAUUUUUUGCUUUUGCUGCCAUUAUGAAAUAUUUAAUAUAUAUUCUUUAUAUGCAUAUUAAACAGCUAAAUCUUAAAGUUAUGCGCGUAGCUAUUUUGCAAUAAAUUAGUGCAUACAAUAGGCUACAAUCUGUAUCUGAUUUUGUUCUAUAUAUAAUGUAUACAUAUAGCAUUCUAUGCACACAAUGCUUUUGGGCAAAUCGAAACGAGCUGUGACACUCAACAAAAUAAAGAAAAUCGCACAGAUACAAUCAUAUAUAUCUCUUAUAAAAUGAUAUUGCUCGCCAUUGGAAGGAACUUAAAUAACGAUCUUCAUUUAGUUUCUGUUUGGUUAAUUUAUAUAUAAAUACAUACGACAGGUGAAGUUGAAAUUAAAGACACGAAAUAAUACAACAAAUACGCAUUAAACUUUAAAACAAACAAACACAGUCACAGGGCAGACAGAAUAAAAGCAUUAAAAAAUAGGACACAAAGGUGCCAAGUUUACAAUUUUUACAAUGAGAAUUUAAAAGAAUAUAGUACAUACAAUUUGGGGGGCGAAAACAAGCGAAAUGAAUACGAUCUAGAAUCUACAAUCUAGAUCUAGACAUAUGCCCAUCCUGACAAAAAUGGUGCAUUUCAAGAAGUGUGCAUGUGUGAGCUAAAGACUAUCCAUAUACAUGUCCAAUAAUGCUAACUAUAUACUCAACUAGGUAUUAUGCAUAUCAUUAUAAAUAUGAUUUCUCGUUCAUAUUAUGCUUGCCUUAGCUCCCAUUCUGGAGCUCUCUGAUUUUCUGUCGCGCCUUGCUUAACAAAAAAUGAUUUCUUUCUACAAAUAUAUAUAUAUAUUUAUAUUAUUAUGUUAUAAUUUUUAGUUUAAUAAGCACGUGAUCUUUUUGUAUAAAUAGAGGGCUGGGCUGGCCAAGUGAAUUAAGGGCUUUUGAGGUGUAAGGUUUGGUGUGUAAGGUGAGCUUUUGCCUCGUUGCAACAAC